UAAUGGUGGAGUGAGGCGACCGCUUAGGUGACCGCUUCCGGUGAGCGCUGUAAUUCUGAGCACGUGCAGUCGCAGACCUGAACUUAUUUGGCAGAAGUCGUGAACAAGUGGUUGACGAAGCUGGAGUCACGGACCCGUUUCUUAUCAUUUAUUAACUUCCUCCGUCGGGUGACCGUGGAGCGCCCUGAUCAUUACAUUCCCAAGUGCUGUGGGAGAAGAAAUUAGAAACUUGCUGUAACAGUGUAAGGCAUUUGCUUUUCUGAUCCCGUGGUGUUUUGCCAUGUUUUUGAACUUGUGACUGAUUGGUCCAUAGUUAAUUGACCAAGCGACAGGGCUUUUGUGUUAGACUUUGUGCAACCUCCGUGGUCAACUGGCAGCAAGUUAUCCACUGUCUUAUUUUAGCUGGUCUGUCAUGGCAAGGAGAGAGCCUCUAACUGUGAUGCCACUGACUGCUCUCUGGUGCCUUCUGUGGCUCGUUUCAACCCUUCUGCAGCAGUGCUGUGCAAAUGUUUGGACAUCAAAGUCGCCCGUCUAUGAAUUGGAGGGAAUCACUGAGGAGCCCCUGGACUACCUAGUGCAGAUACAUGCAGACCAUCACCAACGACAUCGCCGAGAGUUGCCAACGCAGCAGCCUGAGACGGACGCAAAUGUGACGGUAAUUGUGGAGGACAAUCACAGAUACUAUACAUCUCAGUGCUUCCGGUCCGACGCUGGCGGGAGUGCAUUCUGGGUAGACUUGGACGAUCAGCGGAUAAGACCCCUCGUUGAAGCUCCUGAAACUCUAGCAACUGGCGCAAGAAAUGGAAAGAAUGUUCACCUCAACUUUGUAUUCCCUUUCUAUGGCCAUGAAGUCAGUUCCCUUGUUAUCACCACAGGAGGGUUCAUUUAUGCUGGGUCAUACAUCCACAAACAUUUGGCAGCCACCCAGUACAUAGCACCAUUAAUGGCCGACUUUUCUCCCUUGGAGUCAUCUCCAGUCACCGGGGUUCGCUAUUUCGACAACGGAACUGCUUUGACAGUGGAAUGGCGAGAACAGAAUCUUUUGGGCAGCAUUCGAGCUGGCAUAUUCACAUUCCAAGUAACAGUGGUUAAGGAUGGCAGAAUCAUAUUCGCGUACAAAGAGAUCCCUAUUCCGGUUGACAGUAUCUCCGAUGCAAGGCAUCCUGUGAAAGUGGGCAUAGCUGACGCUUAUUACAUUGAUGAACUCAUUGCACCAUUUACCAAAAAGAGGGAGAUCUUUGAGUACCACAGUAUUGAUAUCGAUACCUCAAAGGUCAGCAGUGGAACUGCAAUUGUCAUUUCUCCUCUUCCAACUUGUAAUCUGAAGACGUCCUGCAGUAGCUGUGUUGCCGGCGAUGUUGCCUUCAAUUGCACCUGGUGUCAGCAGCUGAGCAAGUGUUCAGACGGCCUUGACCGACACAGACAGGGCUGGCUGCAGAGUGGAUGCCAUGAGCCGGAGAAUUACAUUGAUGAUGUUACCAAGUGCCCGGAAUACAUCCCCCCGACAGAGGCUCCAAGUCGGCGUCCAACAGCGCCACCUGCCAAUGUGAAAGUUAAGGAUACAACCACAGUGCAGAAUGCGGUGGCUACAACCAAACAGAAAGCCAUGACAGGCCCCACAGUAGGCGACUGUGAAGGAGUUGAGUGUCAGCAUGGUGGCACUUGUGAUCAGGGCCUCUGUAAAUGUCCAUCAAAGUACCAAGGAGCCAGGUGUCAGAAAUACGUAGAGAACCACUGUCAGGGCGUUGCAUGCAAAAAUGGCGGCAGUUGCGUGGAGGGCCUGACCACCCACUUUUGUGACUGCCCAGUAGGAAUCUCAGGCACUUACUGUGAGGUCGUGGAUGGUCCAGCCACCCAGUCAAAGCCCUCGUCCAGUGCCAAACUGACUGUUGGUGCUAUCAUCAGCAUCAUCCUGAUCACCCUGCUGGUCCUGGGCCUGUUCUUCUGGGCCGUCUAUGCUUACCGGCACCCAACCUCACCCUCGGGACUGUUUAUUCUAGAGGCCAAGCACAGAAUAAGGGGCAGGGGUCGAGGGGCAAACGGUGUCAAGUACAAGUAUCAUCAGCAUAUGGAGGGCAACCAGAUCGACUUCCAGAUCUGAUGGAGGCCUAAGGACCUGCAUUUUGUGGCUGCUGAAGGCACUGUGGAAGCUUGGAGUGGAUUGAUGUAUGAUGCACAGGAAUUUUUUUUCUGUCUUUGAUAAUCCUGCUUUUAGUUGUUUUGCUUUUUACUCUCUGCACCAAUGUCUGUCGUCAGAUGUUCAGUUCGUGUGUUCUGCAUCUUGUGAUAUACAAUCUAAAGGACAAUAGUUUCCAAACUCUGUAAAGGAAUAAUUGGUGGCAUACUUAGGCAAGGGGAGGCACAUGCUUGGACUUAAAGUGGUACAAAGGGAAGACCAGACCAGUCAACAAUGGGGGAGGGGGGGACGGAGGCCCCUGGCAAGCAGAUGGCUCCCGGUCGGCUAAACCUAUUUACAAACAUCAAAAUUAUCAAUAUUGUUCUUGUGAUGUGCCCCCCCCAGCUGGAACUGUGGGGGAGGAGGAGGGGCUUUGGGCCCCUCCCCCUUUUCGAGCAGGGGAUGGCCCCCACACCCACACACUUUUUGCAGGUUCUAUAAUAGGGUGGGGCUUAAUGGAUUGGCCUGUAAUUGGUUGAUGCCUGAUGGUCUCACAACUGGCCCUCCUACUUUGAAAAUUGUUCCGCCACUGCCGUUAGCCUGCUGACUACGUUAUGGGCUCUGGUGUGUUACACUACAGUGUUUGUAUCAGUGAUAGAUUUCCAAUGGGCACAGGAUAGACAGUGUCUCGGUCCUGUGAAAAAUUUGGGGCCUGCAAAAGUUGAGGACUUAUAAAAUGCCGGCGCGCCUUAAACAUGCACACACAGCCCCACCACCGGCGGCGGAACGAUUUUCGAAGUGGGGGCAUCAGUUGUUAGACUAUCAGGCACGAGCCCUUAAUAAUAGGUUGGUCCAUUAUGCCCCACCCAAUUAUAGAACUCGCAAAAAAGUGGGGGGAAGGGCAAGGCACCCCCAGUCGAAAAGGUGGAGGGGGGCCACUGGCCUCCCUGCUUCCACCGCCAGUGACCACCCUCACUUACUCCUGUGUACAUAAACUAGUGUUUUCAAAAGUUCUUGCAUCUCUCUUGGAACUUUUCACUUCUGGGGAGGCUACAAAGUAGCACAUGGAUUUGUGCAACUAAGUCGCAACCAAAAAUACAAGGCUUCAGUGUGCUUAUUGGCACCCUGAUAUGAACAAGAGUAGUACCUUUUGAGACUAAAUAUAUGGGGCCCAUUGCUUAAUCUGUGGCCUUGGCUUGCAUUCACUGUUUUUAAUAGCUUGACCGCAUAAGUGCAGCAUAGAUAUUUGCCUUAACUGUACACUUGUCCACAGAGUGUCCUGUGGGUGACUGCUUGUGGGCGCGGUGCCCAGGACAGCAUUUGUUCCUUUUAAAAUGCUUUUGCAGACAGAAUGUAAAGUUGUGUUGUUCCUUGGAGCAGUCUGUGUGUUCGGGGUAAAUUUUUUAAAGUUGUCAUUAAUACAAUUAAAUUAACAGAUUUAUACUUGAACAGGCAAUUUGAAAUGAUAGGUGAACCAAACUGCAGUAAUUCCGAUAAACCGGGAGAGUUUCGCCGAAGUAUGGCAUUGGAGAAAAAAAGGAACAAGAACUGUGCUUUACUCUGGUGCUUUGUAAGUUUAGUUAUUAAAGUUAUUAUUUUGGGUUGCCGAUUAUCUUCUGCUUAUGUUAAUAAACUGCAUGCUUAAUUAAGUCAUGAUUGUAAAUAAAUGAUUAGAUGAUUGGCAAAAGUUUGUUCCAGUGAAAGAGAGCCAAGUAUUUCCUAAACUUUGUCACAGAGUUUUUUAUCCAGAGAUUGAUUGUCCAGCUUUUGUUGCACUGACAGGAGAUGAGAUUCGUUCAUAUUUUUGUAGUUGAUAGAAGGCAAAUUAGACUCAGUCAUCAUUGGUGUCAUUUUGGUAUUCCGUUGAAUGAUGAACAGCGCUUUUGUGUGGAGUACGGUGUGUGCAGAUUUGUAGUUAGUAGCUGUCAGGGCCAGCGUAGUGUAAGUGUAACGAUAUAUAUAUAUCUAUAUUUUUUUUUUCAUGGUACAAUGCACGUCGUGAUACUGAGGUCCCGGUACAGUAUGCAUUGCAGGAGGUUUUUACUUUAGUUGAAGUUUGGGCAGCUGUUGGAUGCAUAUGUGCAAUUUUUACUCAUGUCUUUAUUCACAAAUUAGUCAUGCUCUGUGCUUGUGGUGUGGAUUUUUUUAUGUGCGUUUUCCUCCUGUGUACAGCUACAUAUGCAACUGCUGCAGUUGCUUACUUCUAUUUAAUGUUCAUUUCGGAGGCCUAAUAUGAAGAGGCCACUAUAUAUCCACGUUGUACGAGAUACGUCUUCCACAAACUGGUACUGCUCUUCACCUGAAAUAGUCUUACAUGUGUACUUUCAGUAGAUGCAAUCUACACUGUAUUCACAGCCGAGUACCCGGAAAAUAGCCUCUUGUAUCACGACGCUGUCUCACAAACUUCUCAUUUGUAAUAAUUGUAGAGGAGAGAGAAUUGUAGAGGAGAGAGAAUAGCAGGUUUAUGUGAAGAGGAUAACGUUAAAAAGUUACGAGGCAGUGGAUAGAAAGAAAUCUGUACAUUUUUGUUGAUGGUUGUGGUACAUUAUUUCAGUUUUUGUAUAGCAUGUGCUACACGUUUGCCUUUUCUUGAAAUGUUUGUUUGGUUGAAUUUGAGAAGGUUGUUGAUAGAAAUAGAUCCACCCUUUGUGUUCAACUAGUCUUGGUACCAUUUUUCACUUUUUUUGGACACAAAGAACGGUACUUAUACGCACAGGUAUCACGCACGCAUUGAUCAUGUGUUGCGUUCGUGAGUUACGGCCUUAGGGCUCCUCCCUCAUCAGAUGGGACCUGAGUCAAUUGCCAGCCCCAGAACGUCAAGAUGUCCAAUGAGCCAGAACUGUUGAAUUCAUGGCAUACUUCUGUGGUCAUUGAUUGAGGCCUGCGCUGAAGAUUAGCUGUGGUUUGAAAAAAAAAAUCCUCAUUGUCAUGCUGCACUGCUAUGACUUGUGCGUGUGAAAUUAUGAGGCCGCUGGGUCUUUUCAAAGCAUUUGCAAUGGAUGCUCUUCAGUUUACAUGUGUCUUUUAUCGUAUAGAAGGAUAACUUUCAGCACUUUGAUAAAAUAUAAGAAAUUGGGAUAGAAAUAUCUUUCGAUUAUCUCUGUAUCAUGUUAUGUAGAUUUAUGAAGGGAGGAAGAUGCAGUUGGCCGGUCUUAAACUUUGAAGACUAGGUCAGGUGAAUGGACACUGAGAAUAUCCUCACCUGUAGCUCAGGCAUACAAGUCGCAUCCAUUCUCCUGAUUAAACUUAAGAUUACAAAUUUCCAAUAAUUUUGUUUAUAUCACAACUUUUUGUUUUCCAAUACCUCUUACAGGUAGUCCUACUCCUUAUUCUUCAACUACACACAAAAUCACACACUGACACCAUGUUUGACUUUUAGCAUAAAUUUCGAGUGGCUAGUUUAUUUGGUUUGUCAUUUUCAAAGCAAGUACUUUUGGCCACACUUGGCAAAAAAAUAAAUGAUAUUCAGAUUGGCAUGCACGUGG
Messenger RNA from Acanthaster planci (crown-of-thorns starfish), 5601 nucleotides. Its product is annotated as plexin domain-containing protein 2-like. Lineage: Eukaryota; Metazoa; Echinodermata; Asteroidea; Valvatida; Acanthasteridae. The record is from RefSeq and is a predicted model, not a curated record.